Molecule: messenger RNA, 588 nt
Organism: Lodderomyces elongisporus
Lineage: Eukaryota; Fungi; Ascomycota; Pichiomycetes; Serinales; Debaryomycetaceae
Gene: rpc25
Product: DNA-directed RNA polymerase III subunit
Exons: 1
Coding region: 1-588 (195 amino acids)
Biological process (GO): transcription initiation at RNA polymerase III promoter; DNA-templated transcription
Cellular component (GO): RNA polymerase III complex
Molecular function (GO): DNA binding; DNA-directed RNA polymerase activity
Source: RefSeq, a predicted model, not a curated record
AUGUUUAUUUUAUCAGAGAUUGAAGACCUUAUACGAAUACCGCCACAGUCAUUUAACAUCCCUAUUCAACAUUCGCUCACAGAUGAACUUAAUAAGAAAUAUGCAAACAAAGUUAUCCCAAAUUUAGGGCUUGUCAUCACUACAUGGGACCUUCUAGAUAUAAAAGACGGGUUGUUGAAACCAGGAGAUGGUGGUUCGUACGUCCUGGUACGUUUCCGGUGUAUCGUAUUUAAACCAUUCAGAGGAGAAGUACUUACAGGGUGGAUCACCGAGAAUAACGCCAAAGGUAUCAAGGUACGAUUGGAGUUUUUUGACGACAUUUGGAUCCCUGCUGAGUAUUUAUUUGAAAAUUGCGAAUUUGGAGAAAAGGAAAAAGCAUGGAUCUGGAAGACUGAUGAGAGUGAAUUAUACUUGGAUAUCAAUGAAAGGAUCAGGUUUAGAGUUGAACAGGAAAAUUUUUACAAUGUCAAACCAAAGACUUCGAGCGAAGCACUGGGAUUAGAAGAGCCAAAAGAAAAACUACCGGCAUAUAGCAUCACUGCCUCUUGUCAAGCACCAGGAAUGGGAUGCGUCUCUUGGUGGGAGUAA